AUGUCAUCUCCAGAACAUUCUUCAAAACGGGUCAAACUCUCAUCAUCAUCUUCCCUUAAUCGCGACAUUUCUCCACCCCCACUUCGUCGCCAAAAAGGUACUACAACUGGCAAUCCUAUAGCCGCUGGAAGCUCGAGUAGCCCGAAUGCAGCUCCUCUCCACUGCGUUGGCGACCUCGACAGCCCUUCAAAAUCAAACAAACCUCAAAAACCGAAAGAUGUAUCGAGAGACCCAACACUUAUAAUCUCUUCACCCUUCAAACUUACCCAAAUCCGUAACCUUCCUGCCAACAGAAACGUCGACACAAUCACCAUCUCUGACAUUCUCGGCUCACCACUAAUCCGGGAAAUAUGGUCUUUCAACUUCAUGCACGAUCUCGAGUGGAUGGUUUCUCAUCUAGACGAAGACGUUGCGAAAGAUAUAGACAUCAAAAUCAUCCACGGCAAUUGGAGGAAAGAUGAUAUGAGCCGAAAGGCAUUGGAAAGUGAAAGAGAUAAAUUAAUUGAUCUAGCAAGCUCUGAUGGAGGGUAUAAGAUUGAAUUAAUCACUGCUUAUAUGCCGGAUAUGUUUGGGACGCAUCAUACCAAAAUGUUGGUAUUAUUUUAUCAUGAUGACUCAGCAGAGAUAGUGGUACAUACAGCGAAUAUGAUACCUUGGGAUUGGUCGAAUAUGACACAGGCGGUUUGGAGAUCCCCUAAGCUCCCGUUGCUUGCGGACGACAGUCUUGAACGGAAAGAGGGGGUGGGAUAUGUAUUCAAAGAGGCGUUCACGGCGUAUGUUGGGGCUUAUGGCUGGAGGACUAAGAGUCUGAUGGAACAGAUCGUGAAGUAUGACUUUAGAGCCGUGAGAGCUGUCUUUGUAGGGCAUGUACCCGGAGACCACGCGAUCAAUGGACCUGAGAAUAAACUAUUCGGAUGGAGCAAGGUCAAGAGGGUGUUGACUCGAAUCGGCAGAGGUGGCGGCCAUGGGGUGAAUAAAGCCGGGAGAGUGGUGUACACUGUCAAGGGUGGUGGAGAAAUCGCUAUGCAGUGUUCGUCAGUAGCGACACUAGGAGAAUCGUAUUUUGAUAGCGUUCUCUAUCCAACAUUUUCAACAUGUCGACCAGGUGGUGGACAACUAAAUGCCUUCGAUGUUCUACGAACUCCUAGUUCCUCUGCCUCCUCGUCCCGUCCUUCGAACCGUCCGGAAUUGGCUCUUGUUUUCCCUACCGUCGAGAAUGUUCGAACAUCCGUUCUAGGCUGGGAUGGAGGAGGCUCAAUCUUCAUGAAAUCUCAAAAGCCAGUCGAUAAAGCUCAACUCAAGUAUGUCAAACCAAUGCUUAGAGUCUGGGGACAACCGCCAAUUGGAUUAUCAACUGCCAUAGCUGUUGAAGCAGAAAGGGGCAAAGCCACACCGCAUAUCAAAACUUAUAACUUUUUCUCGCCUCCAAGAAUGGAUUCUAAGGACAGCGAUACGACUGAUGGCGAAGACGAGAGUGGAGCUUUUAAUAUUGUCUCUAUGGAUUGGGCGAUGAUUACAUCAGCAAAUCUAAGCAAACAAGCCUGGGGAAAUCCAACUAAGGGCAGCGGUCCUUCAUCGACAAGUAAAAUACAAUCGUACGAAGCAGGGAUAUUGAUACACCCAGGGCUAUGGAAAGACCUGUUGAAAGACGAAGCCGGAGCUGUGACUAUGUCUGCUGUCGGAAGCAAAGAUUGGCUCGUCGCUGAGGGUCAGAAAAUAGAGAACUGUGAUGUUCCGGAAGAUAUGGAUGGGAAAUGCAAUAUGGUUAAGGUUGGAGUUCGAUUGGCGUAUGAUUAUCCGCUAAAACCUUAUGAUGAAGAUGAUGAGCCUUGGUGUAAGGAUAUGCCAUAUGAGGGAAGGGAUUGGAAAGGGAUUACUUGGCCUCCUAGGUGGGAGGAUAGAUUGAGGGCGGCGAUGGGGGUGUUCCCUGGCGAUGAUGACGACGACGAUGAAUGA
Molecule: messenger RNA, 1956 nt
Organism: Orbilia oligospora ATCC 24927
Lineage: Eukaryota; Fungi; Ascomycota; Orbiliomycetes; Orbiliales; Orbiliaceae
Exons: 2
Coding region: 1-1956 (651 amino acids)
Biological process (GO): single strand break repair; double-strand break repair
Cellular component (GO): nucleus
Molecular function (GO): single-stranded DNA binding; double-stranded DNA binding; 3'-tyrosyl-DNA phosphodiesterase activity
Source: RefSeq, a predicted model, not a curated record